This is a messenger RNA of Amphiprion ocellaris (clown anemonefish), 6110 nucleotides long. RefSeq names its product alpha-2Db adrenergic receptor-like. The transcript is spliced from 2 exons. NCBI's taxonomy places the organism in Eukaryota, Metazoa, Chordata, Actinopteri, Pomacentridae. The record is from RefSeq and is a predicted model, not a curated record. Gene Ontology annotation, cellular component: membrane. Gene Ontology annotation, biological process: platelet activation; adenylate cyclase-activating adrenergic receptor signaling pathway; regulation of vasoconstriction. The coding region runs from base 2825 to 4291 and encodes 488 amino acids. Gene Ontology annotation, molecular function: alpha2-adrenergic receptor activity.
UUUAAUAAUCUCUCCUCUAUCCUUGAUUUUCUCCUUGUUCGUCCUUUCUUUCUAUCUCUCCUCCUCAUCUUAACCUUUUCUUUUAUUCCUUUUCUUGCUCUUUCUUCUCUUCCACUUUCCUCUUGUUGAUCAUCUGUCUUUCUGCUCUUUUCUCUUUCUUUCCUUUUCUAUUAGGGUUCUUGAUCUCCUCAUUUGUUUUAUUUUUCCCCUCCUCUCAUCUCCUUUCCUGUUUUCUCUUGUUUCUACUCCUCUUCCCUACAGAUCUCCUCUUUUCCACAUCCUGUCUCCUUCACUCCUCUAUCCUUGAUCUUCCCCCAUCUUUCUUUUAUUCCCUCUCUUUUUUCCAUUUUCUAUCCUCCCUUUCUUCCUCUUCUCUCAUUUUUCUUUAAUUCCUUCUCUCAUCUCCUCUCAUCUCUUCUUACUUCUUUCCUCUCCUCAUCCUUGUGAAUCUCCUCUUUUUCUCUUUAUCUCUCUUCUGUCCUUGAUCUUCUCCUCCUCCUUCCCUCUCCUCUCUCUCUUCUUUUUUCUUUCCUCUCCCAUCUUUCAUUCCUCUCCUCCGUCUACAUACCUCAUCUUGUUUUUUGUCAUCCUUCCUUUGCUCUUUCUUUCCUCUUUUCUCCUCCUCUCCUUGACUCACCCCUUUUCAUGUCUCCUCUAUCCUUUCUUCUCAUUCAUCUUUUCCUCAUCUCUUCUCACUUUUUCUGCCCUUUUGUUUGUCUUCCCUCGUCUCCUUUCGUCUCUUCUCUCUUCUCCUCACCCCUAUAAAUAUUCUUUCUUUUUCAUUUCCUCGUCUCUCCUCGAACAUCGAUCUUCCCAUUUGUCCUUUUCUUCAUUUACUCUUCAUUAUCUCCUUUCCUUCCUCCCCUACCCUCUGUCUUUGUUUCCUCCCGUCUUCUUUCUUUUCCAUCCUCCCCUCUGAAUCACUUCUUUCAUUCUUCCCACCUUCCUCAUCUCUCUAUCUUUAACUUUCCUUACCUCUUUCCUUCUUUCUUUCCUCACAUUUUUUUCUUUUCCUGCUCACUUUCUUCAAAUCUUGUCUCUCUUUUUCUUCUUCACAUUCAUCCUCUUCCUUUCCUUUCGUCUUUCCUGUCUCUCCUCACUUCUGCGAAUCUCCUCUUUUUCCUCAUCUUUCCUCUGUCCUUGAUCUUCUCCUCCUUCCUUACUCUCGAUCCUUCCUUUCUGUUUUCUUUCCUCUCCUGUCUUUCAUUCUUCUCGUCCUCCUUCUUCUUUUUCUUCCUCCUGUCCCCUGCCCUUUUCCUCAUCUCCUUUCUCUUCCCAUUUUUUCCUUUUUCCUCUCCUUAUUUCACUCCUUUUCAUUUCUCCUCUAUCUUCUCCUCAUUCGUCCUGUCUUUCUUUCUGUCCCCUCUAAUUUUCUGCCCGUUCUCUCGUCUCUUCGGCAUUUCUCUCUUUCCUCGUAUCUUUCUUUCCUCUCCUCCUCUGUCCAUGUUUCUCCUGUCUUCUUUUUCAUUUUUCUCACCUGUGUCUCUUUUCCUUUCCCUUGCAAAUCUCCUCUGUUUUAAUCUCUCUUCUGUCCUUGAUGUUCUCCUCCUCCUUCCUUACUCCUUCCUUACUCCUUCCUUACAUCCUUCCUUUCUUUUUCAUUCCUCUUCUUUUCUGUCCACAUAUCUCCUAUCUUCUUUUUCAUCCUUGUCUGUCUCCUUUUCCUCAUCUCAUUUCUUUUUAUCUUUACCUUUCCUCCUCUCUUUCCUUCCAUCUUUUCCCCUCACCCUCUUUCUUUCAUUUUUCUCAUCUCCUAUUUUCUUCUAAUCAUCUCUCCUCUUCUCUCGUCUUUCCUAUCUCCUCUCGUCUUCUUUCAUCUUCUUGUAUUCAUUUUCCUCUCAUCUCUCCUUCCUGCCUUCCUUUUCUCCUCCUCCCUCUCCAUUUCUUUCUCCUUCUUCUAUGUAAAACCUUCCUCCCUUUUCUUUCUCCUCUUUUCUUUCUCCUUCCUCAUUUCCUGACCUUUAUCUAUACUCUCCAAUCCCACUUGUCGUCCUCUCCUACAAAGAUCUCUCUCCUCUCCACGCAUCUCUUACUCUUUCCUUUCAUCUCUCCUCCUCCUCCUCCUCUUCCUCCUCCUCCUCUUCUCUCUUCCAGCGGUAGAGUCAGCGAACAGCGAGCGGCAGCAGCAGUGUCACUCAGCUCGGCAGCAACUCGCAUGAAAGUCGGGAGCUCUGCUUUUCUUUCUUCUGCAUCUUUGCUUUUUUUUUCUUCUUUCUUUUUAAAUCACCUCCUUUUUAAAAAAAUCUCUUCUUCCCAUUUUCUCAUCUCUUCUCUACCUUUUUCUUUUCCUCCUGCCACACUGAUCUUUUUCUCAGUGCAGCAGUAUGAGGGUACCGUGCAUAACAAAUGGGGUUUCCGUCCUUGCUCCAACUAGAUCUUGUAGCCAUAUGCAUUUCUUUUUUUCUUGUUGUUGCAUCUCAUUGGAAUAAGUAGGCCAGUCUCGUAGCUUUUACACAGUAUGUCAACCUGUGGGUUCCGAUGUGCUUGUGAGUGGAUAUUUUAAGGUGUGACUUUUAAAAAAUCCUACCUUAAAUCAUGCAAAUCCCUCAUGCGGAGGCAAGAUGUGUUGCAGCACAUUGAGGAGUGUGUUUUGGAGGUGUAAUGUUAUGAAGUGUUUACUGUAGCUGAGAGGACUGGAGACAUGCAUGUGUAAUUUUUGUUCUGUUUGCUUUUAAAAAAUCUAAUAUUUGGAAGCUGGUUGCUUCUUUCCUUUUUUUCCUCAUUCUCUUUGCCAGUUUUGCACUUUAUUUCCUCACUGGCUGCCUCUUAGUGCGCCAAAUGCACAGGAGUUUUGAAAAAUGUGGAUCAUAACCGUUUAACCAGGAUGGACUUAUCGGAUGUAUUCACGCCUGUAAUGGCCACGAUGCCGGCCACUUUGCUGCCAAACUCUUCUUUGGAGAAUGUCAGCCAGGCGUCGCCUUCCUCGUCCCGACCUCCUCCUCUACCUCCUCACUCGCAGGUGGCGUCGGUGCUCAUCGUGCUGGUGGUCACCGUCAUCAUCCUGGGCACCGUGGUGGGCAACGUCCUGGUAGUGGUGGCAGUGUUCACCAGCCGAGCCCUCAGGGCGCCUCAGAACCUCUUCCUGGUGUCUCUGGCUUCGGCGGACAUUCUGGUGGCGACGCUGGUCAUCCCCUUCUCUCUGGCCAAUGAGGUCAUGGGCUACUGGUACUUUGGUUCCACCUGGUGCUCCUUCUACCUGGCUCUGGACGUCCUGUUUUGCACUUCCUCCAUUGUCCACCUCUGCGCUAUCAGCCUCGACCGCUACUGGUCCGUCACUAAAGCCGUCAGCUACAACCGCAAACGGACACCCAAGCGGAUUAAAGCGAUGAUCAGCAUCGUGUGGCUCAUUUCUAUCGUCAUCUCGUCCCCGCCGCUCCUCAUGACCCAGAAGGAGAAGGACGUGGAGUCUGAGGACGAGAGCGACGCUCCGAUGCAGGAGUGUCUCCUCAUGAACCAGACGUGGUACAUCCUCUCUUCCUGCCUCGUGUCCUUCUUUGCACCGGGAGUCAUCAUGAUACUCGUUUACUGUAAGAUCUACCGCGUCGCCAAGCAGCGAGCCUCCACCGUGUUCGUGGCGAAGAACGUGAUGGAGCGGCAGCCGUCACAGUCCGAGACCUGCUUUGUGGGCGCCGCCAGGACUUGCCAGUUAAAAGGAGCCCAGUACGAGCUGGACAGUCCGCGGCCUACGAACCGACACAGCUCCUCCAACGUGGACAGCAACAGCAGCGGCCACCGGAGAGGAGAGCUGGAUGACAUCGACUUAGAGGAGAAGAGCUGCGAGGCCGACGUGAAAACAUCCUCCUCGUUUUCCUCGUCUCUGCGCUUCCCCAGGAGGGCCGCCGUUAGAGUGAAAACAGAGGAGGGGAAGGAGGCCGAGGGAACAGCAAACAGGUUGAAACCUCCUCCUCCUCCUCCGUCCUGCGCCUCCAUAUCCUGGGCCUCCUCCGAACACUGCUCCCACCACUAUCUCCUCCCCUCUCCGGUGCCGUUCCGCAGCCGGCAGAUGUCUCUUUCCAAAAACAAAGUGGCACAAAUGAGGGAGAAGCGCUUCACAUUUGUUCUGGCUGUGGUGAUGGGCGUUUUUGUGCUCUGCUGGUUCCCAUUUUUCUUCACUUACAGCCUCCACGCUGUCUGCAGGGAGAACUGUGUCAUCCCCGACACGCUCUUCAACCUGUUUUUCUGGAUCGGAUACUGCAACAGCUGCCUGAACCCCAUCAUAUACACGAUUUUUAACCGAGACUUCAGGAGGGCCUUUAAGAAGAUUUUGUUCCAGACUCAUAAACGGACUUAAGAUAAAAAUGUACAACCCUGUCACCCAAAUAUUACAUUCCCACACAACUUAACUGCGCUCUCAUUUACAUUUUUUAAAAGAAACAUAUUUUCUCUCAGAAAUGUAAGACUGCAAUGUUGUCACAAAACCGACCAUACCUGCCUAAAUAAAUCGAUGGCUAGAUGAUACCACAGCCAAAAUCUGAAACAUCAGGAAAAGUAAUGGAAUAAUAGAUGACAGAAGAUGGAACUUUACAAUAACAUAAACAUUUACAGUAAUUAUAAUGCCAUUUCAAGGCAGUGAACGAUGAGAAACAGCUGCAUUGCAACAGAUGUAAAUUAUUGUACUACAGUGUGUUCAAAUAUUGUAACUCUUCGCCAAAAUCAGCUCUUGAUGAAGGUUCAAUCCUUGCAGAAAUAAGUGCAGCAACAAUUGAGUGCACAUUUUAAUCUUUAACUUUCACUCUUUUAGCAGGUAUUCAGUUGGUAUUUGCUGACAGCACACUGUGAACACCUGAUUUAAAAGUUUGCAAGCUAUGGAAAAGUUGGUGUUGCAAGUACAAAAGCUGCGUUUGCAUAUAGAUGUUGACAGAAAUAUGUUGCCACAUUGCUAAGUUACCUUAAACAUUAAACCAUAUGAAACAUUUAUCGCUGGUCUUUACAAAUGGCCUCUUUAAACUUGGAUGGUGAAAAAAUGUUUGUUUCAAAACGAAUCUCACGCACAUUUGACUUAUAUUUGAGGGCAAGAUGUGCUUAUGUUAUCUAUCAUGUUCACUAACCUGUCGCUCUUUGAAUUCUUUGUUAAAGUCAGCAUGUCUGUCGGCGAGAUGCUUUACUAAGCUGGACCUGUCAGCUCCAACAGUCUUCAUAGAUAAAACAUCUUUUGCAGACAGGCUUUGCAGUGUCUCACCCUCACUUUCAGCUAUGUAAGCGAUAAUUCCAUAUUUCUUUUUGUCCGUUUGCCUUAUGGUGGCAGGAAUGUCUCACCACAACUACAAUCACACUGUCCUGCUGUGGCACAUUGACAUUAAUCAUCGGAAACGCUGCUCUCAGCAAAACACUGCUGUUCAAAUAAAGUAAUGGUACCAUUAAAAUGGGAUCCAGUAUCACUUUUAAUGGCAGAAUAUUGCAGUACUUUUCUAGUAGCGGCAUAUUGUACUAGUGUGUUAACAUAAGCAGAGAAAGGCUUCCAGUUUGAAGGAGCCAGAAAGGGAAGGAGGAUGAAGGCAUAAGGGGGUGCAAGUAUGAAAGAGUCCACGUGACAUAAUUCAUCUUCUCCUGAAGUGUGCAAGAGUCAAUGAAUUGCUCCACAUGCAUUCGAAUGAAGUCCAAAAUCUGCGUAGAGUGAUUUCAUUAUAAAAGCAAUAAUGCACAUGGUCUGCAGUAGUGUGCAUGGAUGAAUACGUAGGUGUGACCUACUGUGCACGUGUGCAAUGGAGUCUUCCAAGCAGGCUACCACAGACCAGAAAAGCAGUAAAAUUCCAGCAACUUUAAAUCCAUGGUGUCUACACCGGAAUAUAAUCAAGGCUUAACCCUCCUGUUGUCCUCAUUUAUGGCACCAAAAAAUAUUGUUCCCUUGUCUGAAAAAAAAUCCAAAAAUUCAGGAAAAAUUCCCCAAAUUUAUAAAAAUUUGCAAAAUCUUCAGGAAGAAAAUUCAUUGAAAGUUUCCCUUGAAAGUUUAUUUUUAAAAGAAAAAAAUCCCCAAAUUUGGCAAGAAAAAUGUAAAAAAUUAAAAAAAAUUAAAAAUUGUAAAUAUUUUCAAAAAAUGAAUAAAAAUCUUCCAAAAAAAUCCUAAAAAUAUCUAAAGUGAUUCCAUAUAUAUCAGUAAAAGUUCUAAUAUU